AUUCACACACAGUGCGCCACCCUCACCACCACCGUCACCAACAAAAGCCAAUCGGAAGCUAGACCGGCGACGAGGAGCCGGCGAUGGAUUCUGACUACGGCGUGCCGCGCGAGCUCUCGGAGGUUCAGAAGAAGCGCGCGCUCUACCAGCCCGAGGUCCCCCCAUGCCUCCAGGGCACUACUGUGAGGGUAGAGUACGGUGAUGCUGCAAUUGCUGCUGAUCCAGCAGGCGCUCAUGUGAUCAGCCAAGCGUUCCCUCACACCUAUGGGCAGCCCCUUGCACAUUUUCUCAGGAAGACGGCUGUUGUCCCUGAUGCUAAGGUCAUAUCUGAGCACCCUGCAGUCAGGGUUGGCAUUGUCUUCUGUGGAAGGCAGUCCCCUGGAGGCCACAAUGUCGUUUGGGGACUCUAUGAGGCCAUCAAGGCUCACAACCAAAGCAGCAAACUCAUUGGUUUUCUCGGUGGUUCUGAUGGUCUUCUAGCACAGAAAACCUUGGAGAUAACCGAUGAUGUUCUUUCUUCAUACAAAAACCAAGGUGGUUAUGACAUGCUUGGUCGGACAAAGGAUCAGAUUAGAACAAAAGAGCAGGUUAACGGUGCGAUGGCUAGUUGCCAAGCUUUGAAGUUAGAUGCUCUGGUAAUCAUUGGAGGUGUCACAUCCAAUACUGAUGCUGCUCAGCUUGCUGAAACUUUUGCCAAGGCAAAGUGCGCAACAAAGGUUGUUGGUGUCCCUGUAACUUUGAAUGGGGACCUUAAGAACCAGUUUGUUGAGACUACAGUUGGCUUCGACACUAUAUGCAAGGUGAACUCUCAACUUAUCAGCAAUGUCUGCACUGAUGCUUUGUCGGCUGAGAAGUAUUACUACUUUAUUCGCCUGAUGGGACGGAAGGCUUCUCAUGUGGCACUGGAGUGUACUCUUCAAUCACAUCCUAACAUGGUUUGCACUUGCUUUCAGCCCAUACUUGCUUGUUGGCCUAUGUCACACAAUCUGCUUAUGCUCUUUCGAACUUGUACCUAUGCUCAGGUUAUUCUAGGAGAGGAGGUAGCUGCAUCCAAACUUACAAUUUUCGAUAUUACGAAGCAGAUAUGUGAUGCAGUUCAGGCGAGGGCAGACAAAGACAAGAAUCAUGGGGUGAUUCUUAUUCCCGAGGGCCUUGUGGAGAGUAUUCCUGAACUAUAUGCUUUGCUUCAGGAAAUUCAUGGCCUUCACGGUAGAGGUGUUUCCGCUGAGAACAUCUCUUCUCAGCUUUCACCUUGGGCAUCUGCACUAUUUGAGUUUUUGCCCCCAUUUAUUAGGAAGCAGCUACUUCUCCAUCCUGAAUCUGAUGACUCAGCUCAACUUUCUCAGAUUGAGACUGAAAAGCUUCUAGCCCAAUUAGUAGAGACUGAGAUGAACAGACGCUUGAAGGAAGGCACUUACAAAGGAAAGAAGUUUAAUGCAAUCUGUCACUUUUUUGGCUACCAAGCUAGGGGUGCACUGCCUUCAAAAUUCGACUGCGAUUAUGCCUAUGUUUUGGGGCAUGUGUGCUACCACAUCAUUGCCGCUGGUUUGAACGGUUACAUGGCUACCGUGACAAAUCUGAAGAGUCCAGUGAACAAGUGGCGAUGUGGUGCGGCCCCUAUUUCGUCUAUGAUGACUGUGAAGCGAUGGUCACGUGGCCCUUCUGCCACUCAGAUUGGCAAGCCUGCUGUUCACAUGGCUAGUGUUGACUUGAAAGGAAAAGCAUACGAGUUGUUGAGACAGAGCUCUUCCAGCUUUUUGUUGGAAGACAUCUACAGAAACCCAGGCCCACUCCAAUUUGAAGGACCAGGUGCCGAUUCAAAGCCUAUUUCGUUGUGUGUUGAGGACCAAGACUACAUGGGUCGGAUCAAGAAAUUGCAGGAAUACUUAGAGAAGGUGAAAAGCAUUGUGAAGCCUGGAUGCUCUCAGGAUGUUCUUAAAGCGGCUCUCAGCGCCAUGGCUUCUGUGACGGAGACACUGAACAUCAUGACUUCGUCGUCCCCUGGCCAGACACAACUGAGUUAAACAAAACCAUUUUAUGGUGUGGGAUUCACAUUUUCCAUGGUGACUGUUGGGGUUAGAAACAGUAGCCCUGCUAUCCCACGAGUUAUUUUUUUCGUAGUUUUGGGGGAGUUCUAUCAGUUUUGACUUAAGUAGUUCAUGAGGGUUUGUUGUCGAUGAAUUUGCACUGGAAUAAUUUUUCAAACAGCCUGAUUGUGUUUUGUGGCCACUUAAUAAACCAAAGUUUGUGGCAACAUAAAUAUUUCUGUGGUGUAAUAAGUUGAGAAAUGGUAGAAAUUCGAGAGCGCCCCCUCGAUCAAUGAUGGUUAA
Messenger RNA from Panicum virgatum (switchgrass), 2330 nucleotides. Its product is annotated as pyrophosphate--fructose 6-phosphate 1-phosphotransferase subunit alpha-like. Gene Ontology annotation, cellular component: cytosol. NCBI's taxonomy places the organism in Eukaryota, Viridiplantae, Streptophyta, Magnoliopsida, Poales, Poaceae. Gene Ontology annotation, biological process: photosynthesis; glycolytic process; response to glucose. The transcript is spliced from 17 exons. Bases 84 to 2024 code for a protein of 646 amino acids. Gene Ontology annotation, molecular function: diphosphate-fructose-6-phosphate 1-phosphotransferase activity; ATP binding; 6-phosphofructokinase activity. The record is from RefSeq and is a predicted model, not a curated record.